This is a messenger RNA of Camponotus floridanus (Florida carpenter ant), 2109 nucleotides long. RefSeq names its product ribosomal biogenesis protein LAS1L. Gene Ontology annotation, molecular function: endonuclease activity. Bases 67 to 2046 code for a protein of 659 amino acids. Gene Ontology annotation, cellular component: preribosome, large subunit precursor; Las1 complex. Gene Ontology annotation, biological process: maturation of LSU-rRNA; maturation of 5.8S rRNA. Lineage: Eukaryota; Metazoa; Arthropoda; Insecta; Hymenoptera; Formicidae. The record is from RefSeq and is a predicted model, not a curated record. The transcript is spliced from 6 exons.
UCCGGCUUAAGCAGUCAUUUGAAAGAGGAAGAGGAAACGUAAGGGACAUUGAUAUAUAAAGCAAGGAUGGCAUUAUCUGCGAAGCGCGAUGAUAUUAAGCAAGUACCAUGGUUUUCCUUAACAGAAUGGCACAAUGUGUACAGACAAAUUUACUCCAACGAUGCGAUCGAGCAAAUGAAAGCAUACGAAGCGCUUUUAGCGUGGAAAGCCAGGAUGCCAAAACUACCGGUAGGUGUAGACUGCACCUUAUCGAUUUUGCAAGUGUGCCUUCGUGAUCGUGAAUGGACAUCAAAAAUUGACAAUGGCGAGCUACCAAUGUACUGCGAGAAUGAUUUAAGUUUAAUUUAUUCGACCACCAUCAUGAGAUUCUUGAAUCAUUUUUGCAAUAUAGGACACACGAAACAGACAUCCCUAUUUCAGAUUGCCAAACAUCUCAGAAUUCCAGAGUGGAUAGUUAGUUUAAGGCAUCAAGCUGCUCAUGGUUGUGAAUUACCUUCUAUCGGAGUAUUAAGAAUAGCUAUUAAUAUAUUGCUCCACUGGUUACAUGAUGAAUAUUGGGCGGCCGAGGCACGUAUGAUAGAAAAAUGCUAUAUGAAGGAAGCUAAUAUGUUAGAAGAAAAAGAAGAACUCGAAGAGAUACAAGCCUUUACGGAUUUAAUCGAACUGUGGACAGCUGUUAGUUUAUAUAUCGAUGCUGGGUAUAAAUUAGUAUCAAAUUUACCAGAGGUACAACUACGGGAAGUAUUACAAGAUUUAUGGAUAUACAUGUUAUCUCAAUAUUAUGGUAAAACUGCAGACAAUGAUGACAAAUAUAUAUUCAUUCAUGGAAAAACUCUAAAGAUUAAUAAGGAAUAUAACUUGAAAGAUGCAAAAGCUUUACUUUUAUCUGAGAUAUCUAUGCAUUUGACCGAAAGCAAAUCCUUAAUCACGAUACCUAAGAAAAGUGAUAUAAUUUGCAAUGUUUUGCUAAAAAAUGAAGCCUUUCUACCAAAUAUAGAUGUUAUGCAAAUAUUUCAACAAAAAGGAAAAAAGAAUAUUGACUUGAAUAAAAAAAUUUUGCCACCUGAUAUGCUUCGAUUUUGGAAAGAUAUAAUUUUUUUGCUCCAUAACAAGAAGAUAUUAGAUAUACUGAUAUCUAAGCUGCUCAGUAUUAUAAACCAAGAACAAGAAAGCAAGGAAAGAAGAACUCUUGCCACCUUAUGGAUAAGCUCUAUCAUCUACAGUUUUAUUCAACUAGACUUGGCUCAAAAUAUUUCUCAUACUAUGGAAUAUAAACAGACGAAAGAGGGCAUAAAACUAGUCGCAAAGUCAGUUUUAAAUCAGCAUCUCAAAGAGUUUGUACAUCAUAAUCAUCCAUAUUUGCGGAAUGUCUUGUGGUUAGAUAUAUCGAGCACUAUACCAUAUUUUCUAACCGAUAUAAAUUUUUUAUCCAAACUUUUAUUACAUAUAAAUGAAUUCUCUGCAAGAUUAAUAGAACCAAUUUUGAAGUUUGUUUCACCGAAGAUAGAAGUGCAGACAACAAAACAUUUAUUAAAUUUACUUAAAAUUUAUACAUUUCAAAAGUAUAAUAAUGAAGAUAAUCGCAGCAAUAACGAUAUCUGUGAACAGAAAAUAUUUACCAUUGAAGAUUUUGAUGCAAGUUCAAUAAGAAAUGAUGCAAAAAUAUACAAGAAACAAUGUGCGGCCAAAACGAAAGAUACUUACUUAUUAACCGAUCAAAUAAUCCGCAAUUUACAUUGGAAGCCUGCAUCUUUUGAUACUCUUUUGCCUCAUCAAUGGAUCGAAUGCCCUAUCGGAUUACUGCCAUGGCAAAUGGAUUCGUUGAAAAGUUUAGAACCACUUGAAGAAUUAAAUCCAUCAAAACAUCCAGUUUCAAUCCUGGAUUCGCAAAUAAUCGCUGGCAUUAUAAAUCGAAAAAGUUUAAAAAUGCAAAGUCGUAUCAAGUGGGAAAAGGUAUUGCGAAAAAAGAGGAGGAUGGAAAGAAAACAUAAUAGGGAUAUCACAGACAUUAUAAUGAACAGAGCAUUAGAAAUCGCGAAAAAAUAGACACAGCAUAGACAUUUUAUAAUUAAAUAUUAUCGUUUAUCACAAAUUGCUUUCAACAAAUAA